UGCCCGAGUCCUCCGGCCGUCGGUCCUCCGAACGCGCGGCGGUGCCGUGCUUAGGCCCUGACGGACGAAUCUCGGGUCGGGAGCUGGUGUUUAUUGUUGGGUAGCCGGGGAAUUGACGCUUUUUUCGUGACAGGGCGCACAUGGCGUCGGCGUCACAACCGCAACAGCAGCAACAACAGCCGCAGCAGCCGGGCUUGACAGUGGACCAGGCGAAAGUGAUUCUGGCUGAAGUGAUCAAGGCCUUCAGCUUGCCGGAGAACGCGAUGAGGAUGGAAGAAGCCCGAGACAAUGCCUGCAAUGACAUGGGCAAGAUGCUGCAGUUCGUGUUGCCCGUGGCAACCCAGAUCCAGCAAGAGGUCAUUAAAUCGUAUGGAUUCAGCAAUGAUGGGGAAGGUGUGUUGAAGUUCGCUCGCAUCGUCAAGGCCUACGAAGGGCAGGACCCCGAGGUUGCAGCCAUGUCCGGGAAGCUCAAGUCUAUGUUCCUGCCUCCAAUGACUGCCCCCCCACACAGCUCCAGCAUCCCCUCCUCGUAGUCUGCUGAAUUGGGGCGCUGGGAGCCUCGCAGGGCCAGGGAUACCAGUCUAGGCCUCAUAGGCCCACCCCCAGUGCCACAGGACUGCAGACAAUUGACACUGAUCCCUCCACAGAAUCAUCUCCUCAAGUUGCUCUUGAUUCUACUUACAGCAUUUUUUCCCCUUAUGUCAGGAGCCUCAACGUGCUUUAAUCUUCAGGCUGGAGUGGAUAGUAGAUAUCCCUAGAGGAGUACUGUAAGGCAACAGUGAAAGACUGUUCUGUCCCGUGUGUGAAACACACAAGCCAGACAAUCUUAAGAACCACUCGCGUGGGUAGACAAAGAGGCCGCAAAAGAGUAGGGGAUUGCUAUGCGCUACCUUCUGGGCAACACACACAAAAUGUUGGAGGAACUCAGUAAGUCAGGCAGCAUCUAUGGAAGGGUUAUAAACAGUCAGUGUUUCAGGCCGAGAACCUUCUUCAGGACUGAGUGAAGGUGCCAGCUGCUGUCGUUCAUCCUGACAAGUGGAGAGUUUUUAUUACAGUCAUACCCUGACAGUGUGGUUCAGUUCUCGUGUGCUUUCUUCUGCUGUGGGGUGCAACACUUCUCCAGCCCCCUCAAGCCGUGUCCUUUUCAUUGUACCAAUAUGUAUCCGGUGAGGGGAAUACUUGUUCUACCUUUCCUGGGUCAGAGGUUGCUGCUGAGUUUGUCUGCUGUCGAUGCUCCCUGUAGGGUGGGGGUGGUGGUGAGGAUUGUAAUUUUAACCUGAUAACUGGGUGGAUUCUUGUGGGAUUGGGGGCAUAGACUGGUUCCCCAUCCCGUUUAAUUUCAGGAGAUAGGUCCAGUUCCCGAAGAGUUGGGGGAAAUGCUUGCAGUUGGGACACCAAACCGUCCCAGCUCUCCCAAAAACUGACCCAGAUUGGAGAAAGUGCUGUGGAGGAACAAUGCAAGCAUUCAGUAUCCCAUCCAGCCCAGCCCCAUGUCCUGAAUAUGUUCACCAGGUCAAUGUCUCAUCCUUCACUGCUGAGUGAUCACAUCAGCUAUCUGGUGCUGUUGGGAAACAAAGUGUCCCUUAGUGAAUGUAAAUUGGAUGUUUGAAGUAAUGAUCAUCUGGGGUAGUGAAGGUUCAGUCAAAACCUGACUUGGGAAGGCACCUCUCUCCUCUUCAUUCCUGCAUCCAAUCCCUGAAGCUCCUGACCUAACAACUUCUGGGAGUGCCCUCAGCUCAAGACCACAAGCGAUCAAGAAGGUGACUUGUCACAACCCUCUGAAUGGGCACUAAAUGUUGGGCUUGCCCAAAGAAGGAACAUUUAAAAAGAAAAAAAUAUUUGUCCUACAUGAGAAGCCAAGGGCUCGAGGUGAGACCAGCACGUAAUAUGCACUACCUGAACCAACUUCAGAAAUAACUUUCAAAAGGGAUCUGGACUUGGCUGGGAAGUUUUUUGGGAAUAAUGGGCACUGUGAUCAAAUGCUCUGGGAAUGCACACCUUGGGGUGACUUCCUGUCCUGAAUCUGUCUGUGCUUUUCAUUCUUGCUCCUGGCAUUCUGUGGUUUUAUCUUUAGCAUGAUCACAAGCCAUUGUCCUGUACCUGAAGAUAUCAUGUUGUGUACACAAUAAAGUGUGAUAAUGUGA
This is a messenger RNA of Hypanus sabinus (Atlantic stingray), 2144 nucleotides long. It is a transcript of the gene grcc10, whose product is annotated as gene rich cluster, C10 gene. NCBI's taxonomy places the organism in Eukaryota, Metazoa, Chordata, Chondrichthyes, Myliobatiformes, Dasyatidae. Bases 141 to 533 code for a protein of 130 amino acids. The record is from RefSeq and is a predicted model, not a curated record. Gene Ontology annotation, biological process: post-embryonic development. The transcript is spliced from 3 exons.